AGAUCGCAUGCUGCUGCCAACAGGCUGCUCAGCCAAACCUCUGCCAGCCUCACCCGCCUGCACUGCUUGGGCUCACCCUCACCUGGACAGGAUGAGCAGCAAGGAAGAGGUCACUAAGUGCGCCCCAGCCACACUCUCCAGCUUCACCAUCCAGUCCAUCCUGCAGGGCACCACCACAUCUGAGCGGGGACGUGCCAAGCCUUGUGCCAGGGAGCCCAUCGCCAGCAGAGAGCCCAGCCCCAGCUCAUCAUCAGAGGACGAGGACCAGGACGAGGGAUGGAGAGGAGCCACAUGCUUCUGUUCUGAAUCAGCCGGCAAGGAGCCCAGGGAACCAGCCGUACAUACCUGCAACCAGCACAGGUGUCUCAACAAUUCCCGGGGAUCGCACGGUUCAGAGAGGAGCUCGCAGGACUAUCCUAGGGACCGGGAGAGACAUCGCACCCCUUCAUCCGGGGACAAGCACGGCGGCUCCAAGAAGAAGACCCGGACCGUGUUCUCCAGGAGCCAAGUCUACCAGCUGGAAUCCACCUUUGACAUGAAGAGGUACCUGAGCAGCUCGGAGAGGGCAUGCCUGGCAUCCAGCCUCCAGCUGACAGAGACUCAGGUGAAGACCUGGUUCCAGAACCGCAGGAACAAAUGGAAAAGGCAACUGUCCGCCGAGCUGGAGGCUGCCAACAUGGCACACGCCUCUGCACAGACUCUCGUAAGCAUGCCACUGGUAUUCAGGGACAAUUCCAUCCUGAGGGUCCCAGUGCCCAGGUCUAUAGCCUUCCCUGCCCCUCUCUAUUACCCUGGCAGCAACAUGUCGCUGCCACUCUAUAAUUUAUACAACAGCAAGCUGGACUACUGAACGGUGCCCCAGUCCUGCCCUCUGGACUACUGAACGGUGCCCCAGUCCUGCCCUCUGGACUACUGAACGGUGACCCAGUCCUGCCCUCUGGACUACUGAACGAUGACCCAGUCCUGCCCUCUGGACUACUGAACGGUGCCCCAGUCCUGCCCUCUGGACUACUGAACGGUGCACCAGGCCUGCCCUCUGGACUACUGAAAGGUGCCACAGUCCUGCCCUCUGGACUACUGAGCAGUGAUGCAGUCCUGCCCUCUGGACUACUGAACAAUGCCCCAGUUCUGCCCUCUGGACUACUGAACAGUACCCUAGUCCUUCCCUCUGGACUACUGAACAGCACCAGUCCUAUUCUCUGGACUACUGAACGGUGCCACUGUUCUGCCCUCUGGACUACUGAGCAGUGUCGAAGUCCUGCCCUCUGGACUACUGAACAGCGCCCCAGUCCUGCCCUCUGGACUACUGAACAGUGCCCCAGUCCUGCCCUCUGAAAUACUGAGCAGUGCCGUUGUCCUGCCCUCUGGACUACUGAACAGCGCCCCAGUCCUGCCCUCUGGACUACUGAACAGUGCCCCAGUCCUGCCCUCUGGACUACCAGUGCCCCUGUUCUGCCCUCAAAACCUCAAUGGAAGAUACACCAUGUGUAUAGGUCUCCUUUGUCCCCGCCUUGCUGCGACAAUUUUUUUUUUUUUUAUAUGUAUUAUCAUUUCACAAUUUUAUUAUAUAUGAUUUUUUAUUACCUCUCCCCACCUAUUCCCCUUCUCUGUACAAAAGGACUGCACGAAUAUUUAACCCUUGUCCUGACGACGGACUGGCACAGAUGCCUAUGUGGAAUAAGGGAAAGCGUCAAUCUUUGUACAUAGUAUUUUUUUUUUUUAAAUAAAUAAAUAUGUUUUAAACUGGU
Messenger RNA from Rana temporaria (common frog), 1748 nucleotides. It is a transcript of the gene HMX2, whose product is annotated as H6 family homeobox 2. The record is from RefSeq and is a predicted model, not a curated record. Gene Ontology annotation, cellular component: nucleus. The transcript has 3 exons. Gene Ontology annotation, biological process: regulation of transcription by RNA polymerase II. Lineage: Eukaryota; Metazoa; Chordata; Amphibia; Anura; Ranidae. Gene Ontology annotation, molecular function: DNA-binding transcription factor activity, RNA polymerase II-specific; RNA polymerase II transcription regulatory region sequence-specific DNA binding. The coding region runs from base 8 to 850 and encodes 280 amino acids.